Molecule: messenger RNA, 1371 nt
Organism: Puma concolor (puma)
Lineage: Eukaryota; Metazoa; Chordata; Mammalia; Carnivora; Felidae
Gene: SLC38A6
Product: solute carrier family 38 member 6
Biological process (GO): amino acid transmembrane transport; L-glutamine transport
Cellular component (GO): plasma membrane
Molecular function (GO): L-glutamine transmembrane transporter activity
Source: RefSeq, a predicted model, not a curated record
AUGGAGGCGCCCUGGGGGAUCGGCAACGCCGAGCGGAGCUGGUACCUCUCGGCCCAGCAGUCCGAAGAGGCGGAGGCGGAAGAGUUGAGCCCGUUGCUAAGCAACGAACUUUACAGACAGGGAUCCCCAGGUGUUUCAUUUGGUUUUUCUGUGUUUAAUUUGACAAAUGCCAUCAUGGGAAGUGGCAUCCUUGGUUUAGCUUAUGUUAUGGCUCAUACUGGCAUCCUUGGAUUUAGUUUCUUGCUGCUGAUAGUUGCUCUCCUGGCUUCCUACUCAGUUCACCUCCUGCUAAGUAUGUGUAUUCAGACAGCUGUGACAUCUUAUGAAGAUCUUGGACUCUUUGCAUUUGGAUUACCUGGAAAGAUGGUGGUAGCAGGCACCAUCAUAAUUCAGAAUAUUGGAGCUAUGUCAUCAUAUCUUGUAAUUAUUAAAACAGAGCUUCCUGCUGCUAUUUCAGAAUUUUUGUCAGGAGGCCAUACUGGGUCUUGGUAUCUUGAUGGACAAAUACUACUAAUAAUCAUUUGUGUUGGCAUUGUGUUCCCUCUUGCACUUCUUCCUAAAAUAGGCUUUCUUGGCUACACAAGUAGUUUAUCAUUUUUCUUUAUGGUGUUCUUUGCUGUUGUGGUAAUAAUUAAAAAAUGGUCCAUCCCUUGUCCUCUGCCAUUAAAUUAUAUAGAACAAUCUUUCCAGAUUUCAAAUGCUACAGAUGAUUGUAAACCAAAGCUCUUUCAUUUCUCCAAAGAGAGUGCUUAUGCCAUACCUACCAUGGCUUUUUCAUUUCUCUGCCAUACCUCAAUAUUGCCCAUAUACUGUGAACUUCAAAGCCCUUCAAAGAAAAGAAUGCAAAAUGCAACCAAUACAGCAAUUGCUUUAAGUUUUCUCAUUUAUUUUAUAUCUGCACUCUUUGGGUACCUCACGUUUUAUGACAAAGUGGCAUCAGAAUUACUGCAAGGUUAUAGCAAGUACUUGCCACACGAUGUUGUUGUCAUGGCUGUGAAGCUAUGCAUACUAUUUGCUGUGCUUUUGACAGUCCCUCUAAUCCACUUCCCUGCAAGAAGAGCUUUAAUGAUGAUGUUUUUCUCCAAUUUUCCAUUCUCAUGGACUCGCCAUUCUUUGAUCACUCUAGCACUCAAUGUUACCAUUGUUUUACUCGCAAUAUAUGUUCCUGACAUUAGGAAUAUAUUUGGUGUGGUUGGUUCCAGUACAUCAACGUGUUUGAUUUUUAUAUUCCCAGGACUAUUUUAUCUUAAACUUAGCAGAGAGGAUUUUCUCUCAUGGAAGAAACUUGGGGCUUUUGUUUUGCUCAUCUUUGGAAUUUUGGUUGGGAAUUUUAGUUUAGCAAUAAUCAUUUUUAAUUGGAUUAGUAAAUGA